Messenger RNA from Chrysochloris asiatica (Cape golden mole), 1818 nucleotides. RefSeq names its product zinc finger protein 813-like. Gene Ontology annotation, biological process: regulation of DNA-templated transcription. Gene Ontology annotation, cellular component: nucleus. The coding region runs from base 1 to 1818 and encodes 605 amino acids. The transcript is spliced from 5 exons. Lineage: Eukaryota; Metazoa; Chordata; Mammalia; Afrosoricida; Chrysochloridae. The record is from RefSeq and is a predicted model, not a curated record.
AUGUACGGACUGUUCACGUUCAAGGACGUGGCCGUGGAAUUCUCUCAGGAGGAGUGGGACUGCCUGGCGCCUGCGCAGAGAGCUCUAUACCGGGACGUGAUGUUGGAGAACUACAGGAACCUGGUCUCCCUCGAUUUCUUUUCUAAAUCUCUCAUGAAGGAAUUACCACCAAAAGAGAUCGUUAGUAAAGGAGAAUUGUUCCAGAGAAUGAUGUUGGAAAGACAUGAAAGUCAUGACACUGAGGGUGUUUACUUCAGACAAGUCCGAGAGAGUUUGCAGAGCCAGCGCGGAGAUGACGAAACAGUGAUUACAAGCCAUCACAAAAUUCUCAGUGCCUUUUACAGUGCCUCAAACCUCACUAAAAAUGUCAAGGUCCCUACUAGAAAGAAGCUGUAUCAGUGUAAUUUAUGUGGGAAGAUCUUCAGUCAGAAUGGACAUCUCUUAGCUCAUCUGAUUAUUCAUACUGGAGAGAAGCCUUACAGAUGUCGUGUUUGUGGUAAAACCUUUAACUUUGGCUCGAACCUAACUAGACAUGAGAAAAUCCAUACUGGUGAAAAACCACAUGAAUGUAAUGUAUGUGGCAAAAUCUUCAGUCGACAUUCAGGCCUUAGAACGCAUCAGAGAAUUCAUAGUGGAGAGAGACCUUACAAAUGUACUGAAUGUGAUAAUGCUUUUACUCAAAGAUCAAAACUAGUAGAACAUCGGAAAAUUCAUGCUGGAGAGAAAACUUACAUGUGUAACAUAUGUGGAAAAUCCUUCACUAAAGGCUCACACUUAACUCGACAUCAGAGAAUUCAUACCGGUGAGAAACCAUAUAAAUGCAAUGUAUGUGAUAAGGUCUUUACUCGAAAUUCAGGCCUUACAACUCAUCAGAGAAUUCAUACUGGAGAGAGACCCUAUAAGUGUAUUGACUGUAGUAAGGCAUUUAUCCGAAGAACACACCUUGUAGAACAUCGGAGAAUUCAUACUGGAGAGAAACCUUACAAAUGUACUGAUUGUGGAAAAGCUUUCACCCAAAGAGCAAACCUUAUUGAUCACCAGAGGAUUCAUUUGAUGCAGAGACCUUACAAAUGUAAUGUAUGUGACAAGGACUUCAGUCGACCUUCAGGCCUUACAACUCAUCAGAGAAUUCAUACUGGAGAGCGACCUUAUAAAUGUAUUGAAUGUGGUAAGGCGUUUAUCCGAAGAACAAAACUUGUGGAGCAUCGAAAAAUUCAUUCUGGAGUGAAACCUUACAAAUGUAACGACUGUGACAAAGCCUUCAAUUCUACUUCACACCUCAGUAGGCACCAGAGAAUCCAUACUGGAAAGAAGCCAUACAAAUGCAGCGUAUGUGCUCCGAGGGUCGCUCCCGACGUUAACGUCUCUGCACCCGGAGAUCCUCGCGCGGCCGUGAGACGUUCGUUCCUGUGUAAAAUUGCGCUGAGGUGGCUCACGUUCCCUGCCUUUCUGCCUUCGGGCCGUGCACACGCCGCUUGCCGCGUCGUGUAUCUGCUGAAAAUCCCUAUCUCCUGGCCGCCCUGCGCGGAGAGCAGGCCUCACCCGGAGAGCCUGUGGGGACCCCCCACCUCGUUCCUGGGACCCCGGCCGCCCGUCUUAGGAAAAAGGCCACUUAGUUGUUCCCCUCGUAUCUGCAGGUUUAUGCGGGGAUAUCAGACUCUGCCCCUGGGUCCCCCCAAGGCCGCGGCCCCACCCACUGGCGAGUACCCCAGGAGUGCCUUCCUCCUUGUCCCGGGCCGCCCAGCGCCGCAGCCCUGGACUCCUCUUACGGCUCUCCGUUACUCUAAAACCCCCCGUGGGUUUGGCUGCUUUAUAUAA